This is a messenger RNA of Myotis myotis, 1359 nucleotides long. Its product is annotated as 60S acidic ribosomal protein P0-like. Gene Ontology annotation, biological process: ribosomal large subunit assembly; cytoplasmic translation. Gene Ontology annotation, cellular component: cytosolic large ribosomal subunit. The record is from RefSeq and is a predicted model, not a curated record. Gene Ontology annotation, molecular function: large ribosomal subunit rRNA binding; structural constituent of ribosome. NCBI's taxonomy places the organism in Eukaryota, Metazoa, Chordata, Mammalia, Chiroptera, Vespertilionidae.
AUGCCCAAAAGUAGCCUCACUUCUCCAAGGGAUGCACCAGAGCAGGGAGCUGUCCAGCCAAAUACCCUCUUGCCUUUGCUGCAGCCUCUGCUCCUGGGCAGUGGACCAGGAGAGCAGAGGGACAAAGGCUGUGCCAUAUCUGUGGACAGCCUCCAACAGGCUGAGUCCUGGGAAGCUAAUGUAGCAUAUGCUACAGGUGCCAUCAAAAUGAGCGUUCUGCCUAGAAGUUCCCGAAAGGGAAGCAGGGGCUUUGCAGAUGUGAUUAAAUUAAAAGUCUUGAGGCGGGAGAUUAUCCCGGGUUUUUCAAUCAAUUGCGUAGAUCCUUGCCUGGAGGGCAAGCACUGCAGGAAAGGAAUGGAUGAAGGCCGAAUGCGGAAGAAAGGAGGUGACCCAGGUGUCCUCGUGGGAGUGACAUCCUCUUUAAACCCUGCAUGGCAAUCCCUGACCCACCGCGGUGAUGCCAGGGAUGAUAGGGUGACCUGGAAGUCCAACUACUUCCUUAAGAUCAUCCAACUUCUGUAUGCAGCAGAUCCGCAGUCCCUCCGCGGGAAGGCUGUGGUGCUGAUGGGCAAGAACACCAUGAUGCGCAAGGCCAUCGGAGGACAUCUGGGAAACAACCCAGCUCUGGAGAAACUGCUGCCGCAUAUCCGGGAGAAUGUGGGCUUUGUGUUCACCAAGGAGGACCUCACUGAGAUCAGGGACAUGCUGCUGGCCAAUAAGGUGCCAGCUGCUGCCCAUGUUGGUGCCAUUGCCCCAUGUGAAGUCACUGUGCCAGCCCAGAACACUGGUCUGGGGCCAGAGAAGACCUCCUUCUUCCAGGCUUUAGGCAUCACCACUAACAUCUCCAGGGGCACCACUGAAAUCCUGAGUGAUGUACAGCUGAUUAAGACUGGAGACAAAGUGGGAGCCAGUGCAGCCACACUGCUGAACAUGCUGAACAUCUCUCCCUUCUCCUUUGGGCUGAUCAUCCAGCAGGUAUUUGACAAUGGCGGCAUCUACAAACCAGAAGUGCUUGACAUCACAGAGGAAACUCAUUUCCACUUCCUAGAGGGUGUCUACAAUGUUGCCAGUGUAUGCCUUCAGAUUGGUUACCCAACUGUUGCAUCAGUAACCCAUUCUAUCAUCAGGUACAAGCAAGUUCUGGCUUUGUCUGUGGGGACUGAUUACACCUUCCCACUUGCUGAAAAGGUCAAGGCUUUCUUGGCUGAUCCAUCUGCUUUUGUGGCCGCCACCACCACUGCUGCUCCUGCUGCUGCUGCAGCCCCAGCCAAGGUUGAAGCAAAGGAAGAGUUGGAGGAGUUGGACGAGGAUAUGGGAUUUGGUCUCUUUGAUUAAUUACCAAAAAACAACCAGCUCAGC